Thermothelomyces thermophilus ATCC 42464 is the source of this 1522-nucleotide messenger RNA. RefSeq lists its product as uncharacterized. Gene Ontology annotation, biological process: biosynthetic process; conversion of methionyl-tRNA to N-formyl-methionyl-tRNA. Bases 224 to 1351 code for a protein of 375 amino acids. Gene Ontology annotation, molecular function: methionyl-tRNA formyltransferase activity. The record is from RefSeq and is a predicted model, not a curated record. Lineage: Eukaryota; Fungi; Ascomycota; Sordariomycetes; Sordariales; Chaetomiaceae. The transcript has 3 exons. Gene Ontology annotation, cellular component: mitochondrion.
GAUGAGCACAAGAUCAAUUCCACGCUCAUCCGAUCCAUCGAUGUCGUCGUCAGACCAGGCAAGCCAACGGGUAGAGGAUAUAAGGUGAUGAGAGAAGGUAAAGAGGCGACAACACAAGAUACAGCAUCGUACGGGCUCUGAUGCGGCAGUAGUUCCCCUCCGCGGCCUGGCCAAGCAGCUCGACUUACCAAUACACGAGAGAGACACCUUCACCGGUUGGAACAUGCCCCAACCUAACGGCGAGCCCAUAAAUCUCAUCAUAGCCGUGUCCUUUGGGCUCUUUGUCCCUUCCCGCCUCAUCAACGCCUCCAAAUACGGCGGUCUUAACGUCCACCCUUCUCUCCUCCCAGACCUCCGCGGCCCUGCCCCGAUUCACCACGCCCUCCUUGCUGAGCGCAACUACACUGGCAUAACCAUCCAGACCCUCUCCCCGGAGGCCUUUGACGCAGGUAUCCCCCUGCUCCAGACGCCGGCGCCCGGGGUCCGCAUCCCCGAGGGAUGCACCCCGGAACAGCUGCACGAGAUCCUCGCCCCGAUGGGCGCCCAACUGCUUGUGCAGGCCCUCCGCGCGGGACUGCACGUGCCGCCGUACAGGCCAUAUGAUCCGUUACCUUCGGAACAGCAGCAGCAGCAGCAGAAGCAUCUGCAGCAACAGCAGGAGAAGAAGAAGGAGGAGGAAAAGGAGCGGCAGGGAGACAACGGCCAAGAACGCACCACAACGACACCCCACGCGUUCCCACCCCCGCCACCACCGCCCAUGCACGCGCCCAAGAUAACGCCGCAGGACAGACAGGUGCUGUGGACGUCGCAGGCCGCGCGCGAGGUGGCGGUGCGGCACCGGGUUCUCGGCUCGCUUUGGACGCAUGUACGGAUCGGAAGUCGUGGCAAGGGGGCUGGGAGGAGGAAAGGUAAAGGGAGAGAUGAUGGAGCGGGGGAAGAAGAAGGAGGAGGAGGAGGAGGAGGAGGAAAGGGGAGCGCAAGCGAGAAGAGGGCGAUCUUGGAGGACCUGUCAGUCGUUCCCGGACCGCCGGGGCGAGCGGCAGCGCGCGCUGGCGCCGCUGUUGAUGUUGAUGCUGCCCCUGCCUCUGCCCCUGCCCGGGAGAACUCUGACGGCGAUGGGACAGUUGUCUGGGUGGAGAAGACGCCUCUAUCUCGGACCAAGGAGGAACAGAGGAAGAACGGCGGGACAGUGGGAACGGAAAGCAAGUGUGUCACGUUGCCGUACUGGGUGGAUGCUGACGGGGAGGGCGUCGUUGUGCGGAUGUCGAAUGGCUCGUGGCUGAGAAUCGGAAGGAUCAAAGUCGAGGGAUCAACAUCCAAGCCUGCGAGGUUGGUUCUCGGUGCUAGAUAAUGAAGGCGAAGGUUGCUAGCACGAUGUAGAGGGGCAGUUGUAUGCAAUUCGACGCAAAUAAACCUUAUUAAGAAAGCAUUUUGGAAGAGCUUCCGAUGCUUGGAACGUCGGACCGGUAGGGGUCCAGUAACAUUAGUGUGGCAGUCAAGUUGCCAUACCAGACCACGUCCG